Closterium sp. Naga37s-1 is the source of this 2406-nucleotide messenger RNA. The record is from the annotation of a GenBank genome assembly. Lineage: Eukaryota; Viridiplantae; Streptophyta; Zygnematophyceae; Desmidiales; Closteriaceae.
AUGUCCUCGGGAACAUCAGCACAGCGAACCUUGAACCAUGGCGGCUCGGAUCGAGUUGACGCACGCCUCCUUGAUUCCCGCGUGCUUCCGCAAUGCCUCGACGCGGUGGAGUUUUGCCCGUCUCGCGAUUUCCCCGGCACAUUCGCAGUGGCAUCAUAUCAGCUAGUAGAGCCGCAGGCUUCUGGUGAUGCUAACGUGGCUGCUACUAUCACCGCCGAUGGUUCUUCUCAAUCCGACGGCGAGACGACAAACGGAAAGCGUCAGUCGCGUCUCGGCGGAGUGCAUCUGUUCAACCUUGACGCCGUCGAUGCUGACGUGUCAGACGAUAAUGGACGGCUCCGUGACAUAAAAGAACCGCCGUUUCCAUCCGCAGCACGCAUGGUCCACCUACAGUCAGUCAGCGGUUGCGGCAUUCUGGACAUUAAGUGGCGAAGCGAGGGAUUUCUUGGCCGGCGAGCAGAAGCAGACGAGCAGGACGAAGAAAUAGCUGAUCUGAGGGAAAGAAGAGAGAAUGUUGCUGAGCGAGGGAACUCGACUGAGCAGAUGCUGCUGGCAGCAGCAACUGCUGAUGGGACCGUAGAUCUGUAUGAGAUGCAUGGAGGACCGAUCGCCGCUGCAGCACCAAGCCUGUCACUGUACACCCGAAUUCCUUUUCCUCCCUCCGAUCCUGCCGAGCCUGACACCAAACCUGCGAUGUGCCUUGCGUUGGAUUGGUGGACGGCUGGGGAAUUCGAGGCAGGAAGCGGGAACCGGGAGCAGCAGGAGGCAGAUGCAGGGGAGAGCGGGAAGGGGGAGACUGAUGAGGAGGGAGUGGGAGAGAGAAGGAGAGUAUGGGGUGUGAGGAGGGAUCGGAUCGCUGUGAGUCGGUCGGAUGGAUCGCUGGCGGUGGCACGGCAGGGAGAGGGUGGUGCGUGGGUGGCGGAGCACGCGUGGCUAGCACACGAGUUUGAAGCAUGGACAUGCUGCUUCAACAUCUGGGAUCCUGAGGUGGCGAUGAUUGUGCGAUGUGUGCCUGGGACCUCCGUACACAAAUUCCCUCCCCCUCUUCAUCCCCGCUCUCUCCAUCCUCCUCGCGGCCUGCAUGGCGCAACAUCAAGGCACACCGAGCCGGGGUCACGUCUCUCCGCUGCUCUCCCCACUCUCCGCAUCUCCUCGCAUCUGGGAGUUACGAUGAGUCGGUUUGGAGGUGGAAAAUCCGUACCUGGGAGAAUAAAGCUCACCAGGGGUGAGCCUCAGCAAGCCAUAAGCCCGACGAGUGCUGUGAGAGCACGGGAGGGUCCUGAAAUUGAUGCCGCUGAAAUUCUUAGACCUUCAAACGAGGAGAGACAGCUAGCAUCGAAAUCUAGAAUACAAGAGGCGUCUCCACCAGUUGCGGAAACGGCUCCAGCCGUAGUAGAGCCGAUGCCCGAGUCAAGAUCCCUGGAUACUGCUAGGGUUGCCAAAUUCAGAAAGGAAUUAUCGGCUCCUGCAGUGGACCUAGAUGCUCUUCGGGAGCUUUCAUGGAGUGGCAUACCUCCCAACUUAAGACCAACUGUCUGGCGUCUUUUACUGGGAUACGCACCGCCAAACGCGGAUAGAAGAGAGACAGUUUUGGCCAGGAAACGUCAAGAGUACAGGGAGUGGGUUCCCCAGUAUUAUGACAUCCCAAAUGAAGACCGCAGUGAUGAUGAAAUUCACACACUUCGUCAGAUAUCUGUAGAUUGCCCGAGAACUGUUCCAGAUGUCCCCUUCUUCCAGCAAACCUUGAUGCAGACAGCAAUUGAGCGUGUACUCUACAUUUGGGCUAUACGCCACCCAGCCAGUGGAUAUGUUCAAGGAAUCAAUGACCUGCUGACUCCAUUCCUCACCGUGUUUCUUUCGGAGAUAUUUGAAGGAGACAUUGAUACCUGGGUGGUUUCAAAGCUUUCUGAAGAUACCCUUUUGCAAGUCGAGGCAGAUAGUUACUGGUGUCUGUCCAAGUUGCUUGAUGGCAUCCAAGACCACUAUACUUUUGCACAGCCAGGCAUCCAGCGCCUUGUUUUCCGCCUCAAGGAGCUUGUGAGAAGGAUUGAUGAGCCUGUUUCUCGACACAUGGAAGAGCACCACUUGGAAUUUCUUCAGUUCGCGUUUCGGUGGUUCAACUGCCUGCUAAUCCGUGAGAUUCCGUUCUCUAUUGUGGGAAGAUUGUGGGACACAUAUCUUUCAGAGGGUGAUGGUUUUGCAGAGUUUUUGGUUUACCUAUGUGCAAGUUUCCUGCUCACCUGGUCAGAACAACUUCAACAGAUGGACUUCCAGGAAAUGGUAUUGUUCUUGCAACAUGUGCCAACAAAGAGAUGGAGUGAAAAGGAGCUUGACAUGGUGCUGUCACGAGCCUUCAUGUGGCGAGUCAUGUUCAACCGUUCACCUAGACACUUAAACUCGUCAUGA